Molecule: messenger RNA, 181 nt
Organism: Haemonchus placei
Lineage: Eukaryota; Metazoa; Nematoda; Chromadorea; Rhabditida; Trichostrongylidae
Source: the annotation of a GenBank genome assembly
AUUACCUGCUGAGAUAGGUCGUUUACGGCUAGUGGAGAAAGUCCCAUGGACAGAUCCCAGACGAGUAAUCGACGAUGUCCAUGAAGAGAGUAGAAUAUACUUGGCGAGAUGGGUGACCAUUCGAUAGAAGUGACAGGUUUCCUUGAGCUUGAUGGGGGAGUAAGAACGAUAGUAGGCCUGA